AUGACUGCGGAGUUGAUGCAGGCUAGCUACAUCCGCAAUCCCUUCGGUCCCUCCGACAGUCGACACGCAAGUAUACAGGCAACGCUUGCAACAUUAGACAACGUUCUACAGCCAUACGCGGACUCUCGCAUGAACAAUGGAGAGCGUAAGCGGAAUCUUGAGGAAGUGCUGAAGCGGGCUGCGCUUUUCGCUUUCACGCUGUUUUCUCAGCCUAGCGCAUGGGAGUUCGAGUGGCAGGAGGAACAUGGUGUCACGUCAGGGGACUUGUGCAUUUUCCCCGCUCUUGUGCAAGUAGCGGACGAGGCUGGUAAUCCAGUCAGUCCGCCGCGGCCUUUCAGCGAGGCUGUGCUGUUAGCAAAUACUUCCAUCGGACAGGCCGACACACGAAACUGGAACACCAGCACAUCUGCACCGGCUGUGCCUAUUUCGAGCAAGUACUGCGUCAUUCUCUGCGGGUACAAUCAGCUUGAAGUAAUACGAACGACGCUCAUGCCAACGUUGACUUCGAUGUUGCCCGCCGCUGGCUUGUUCUUACCGGAAACACUGCAUCGGGCUGACCUCCCCACGCAAGCGCCUACGGAGACCGAAGGUACAAGGCUGAAGUAUUUCCAACGCAAGAUCGGGCGGCCGAAGCAGGAGCCUAGGAACUCUGAGGACCGGCGGCCGUCAAAUGCUAUUCCAAGGGAAACGCCCGAUGACAUCUUAUGCGACUUUCCAGCGAUACCGACUACCUACUACUUUGCGGACUAUGUCCUCACCACCGAGAAGGCUUCUGCGGAUACCAUCGCUUUCGUGAGCAUCAUCCAACAAGUGCGACAAGACAUCGAUGAGGCGACGCGCCUUUUCAUCUCAUCUGCGGUUUCGAAUUUCCUGGAUGCUUACCCAAAUAAGCGGAGAUGGAUCGAGACUUCCUUGCUCGAGGUGCGACGUGCUCUUAACGAAAUCGGCAUGGAUAUGGACAAAGCCUGGGGCCACGAUGGAGAUGGCGGCACAGCUGCAUCGAAGCUGAAGCUUGAGUGGGGUCUAAGAAACCAGAAAAAACUUCUGAAAAAGAAGCAGCUGUUAGAUCAGUGCCACGCUCAGUUGACCGGUGCUAUAUACGUCAUGCAAACGGCAGAACUCUGUGGGAAGCCUGGUGCUAUCGCAGAAACACCCAUUUUCGAGGCUCCGGUACGACCUUGGGUACCUCAUGAUGAGAAAGACGCGCUACGUGGACCUUAUUCGAGGCAGAAAUACCGAACAAAUCAAGCGAGCGUCUCCGCAUCAAAUAUCACACUGGCGUCUGAAGCCGAAAAAGACGACGUCGAAAUGUCAAUUCGGUGCCUGUAG
Molecule: messenger RNA, 1329 nt
Organism: Alternaria hordeiaustralica
Lineage: Eukaryota; Fungi; Ascomycota; Dothideomycetes; Pleosporales; Pleosporaceae
Exons: 4
Coding region: 1-1329 (442 amino acids)
Source: RefSeq, a predicted model, not a curated record